Dendronephthya gigantea is the source of this 1265-nucleotide messenger RNA. RefSeq names its product signal peptide peptidase-like 3. Lineage: Eukaryota; Metazoa; Cnidaria; Anthozoa; Malacalcyonacea; Nephtheidae. Gene Ontology annotation, biological process: membrane protein proteolysis. The transcript is spliced from 7 exons. Gene Ontology annotation, cellular component: cytoplasmic side of endoplasmic reticulum membrane; lumenal side of endoplasmic reticulum membrane; Golgi-associated vesicle membrane. The coding region runs from base 657 to 1265 and encodes 202 amino acids. The record is from RefSeq and is a predicted model, not a curated record. Gene Ontology annotation, molecular function: aspartic endopeptidase activity, intramembrane cleaving.
CUGUAAUUGGAAUUUUAAACUAUACAUGUACUAAAAAUACAAACAGUUGGUUCACUGUGUGACAUUGCCAUUUGUCAGUAUCAGAAACCAUUUUGUUUCUCCGUAAUUUUCCGAUUAUGACACGAACUGUCAAUCUUUAAUAAUACAUAUCAAGAUAUUUUUACCACAUUUUUUCAUAUAGUGAAUAAUUGAAUGUGUACGACAAAAUCGGGAUUGAUAACUAACAUAAAGGAAACCAUUUUUGCAAUAAGAUCGGGCUGUUUCUGAUUGAAACACGUUAGUUUUUACGCUCAAUACUCUCAUUCUGUGGUUUACGAAGUCUUUCCGAUGUCGUUCCGGAAUCCGGAAAUGCCCGUAGCCUUCGAAUGCACAAAGUGACAAUAACAAACGUACAUGCCGAAAGAGAAGAAAGAUAUGGAUCAGAUUGGAUAGUCCACGAAAUUACCCUCAAUUUAUGGUUUGAGAGCUGUGAAACAUUGCAAAAUAACAAGAAUUGAAAAUAAUAAACAAUAUAACCUUGUCUCUGCAUGUCUAGAACGUGAAGAUCAGCGAUAUAUUGAAAGAUCAAUUAUUGAAAAUAUAAACUGAGCUUUGUUGGCCUUUGUGGUAAUUUCAUUGCAGAUUUUUCUUUUAAUCCACCCAAAUCGUAAAAUUCAAUGGAAGAAUCAUCAGCAUAUAAAUGGCUGUUGAUGACUCUGGACAGUUCUCGUGUUGCAACGUUGGUUGUAUCAGUUGUUCUUAUUAUUUAUGGCAGUUUUAGAUCUCUUUCUGUUGAAUCAUCAAAACAAUAUGAAGGUGAUAAUGCAGAGAGUGAAACUUCAAAUUCUUCAUUCUUAUUUUUUCAUAAUUUUUCAUCAGAUUUUCACACAAUAAGUUCAACACAAGCAAUGCUUCUUCCUAUUGGUGCCUCAUGCUCCUUGUUAUUUAUGUUUUUCUUUUUUGAAAAAUUCCAGUCAAUAUUUGCCUUCUGUACAGUUGUUUUAGGGACAAUUGCUUUUUCUUUUCUUCUGCUGCCUUUAUGUCAAUAUGUUUUACGGCCAAUUGGAAAUCCAAACUGCAAAAUAUCAUUUGGGUCAUGUGGACGUUUUACUCAGGCAGAACUACUAUCUCUAUUCUGUUCAUUAUCUCUUGUUAUGGUUUGGAUGAUGACUGGUCAUUGGAUAUUAAUGGAUGCCUUAGCAAUGGGAGUGCAUAUCAAUGAGCAUAUUACGACUUCCAAGUUUGAAAGUGUCAAUUCUACUUUUGCUUGGUCUGGUAGUUUAUGA